UACCGUAGUACAUUCUUUCCUGGCUGCGCCACUAUUCGGAGGUGUGCGGUAAUGAUGGCGGCGCUCUGGGAGCUUGUCUCAGGCCGGCCGCUGUGCCGUGUGGAAUGAGUCGCUGUGUGAGCCGAGCCUCCUCUCUUAUUUACAUUGGACGGCUGACGUGCUGCAUGCAUGUAGUAGACGGACGUGUCACUUCAGCUGGGAUCUGUCGUUGUGUGUCCUAGAAGGACGGGGGGAGCGGCGGCACGAUGGGCCUACUGGAGAGACUGAGGAAGGAAUGGUUUAUACUGGGGAUCAUACUGGUCAUCACUGCCGCCAAACUGGAGCCGUCCGUCGGAGAGCAAGGGGGACCAUUGAAGCCUGAAAUUACCAUUACAUAUAUUGCGGUGUCAGCCAUAUUCUUUAACAGUGGACUGUCCUUAAAAACAGAGGAAUUGACCAGUGCAUUGAUGCACGUGAAACUUCACCUCUUCGUUCAGUUGUUUACACUCGUCUUCUUUCCAACCGCAAUAUGGUUUUUCCUUCAAGUGCUGUCACUUACUCCAAUCAAUGAAUGGCUCUUAAAGGGUUUGCAGACAGUAAGCUGUAUGCCGCCUCCAGUUUCCUCAGCAGUAAUUUUGACCAAAGCCGUCGGUGGUAAUGAGGCUGCUGCCAUCUUUAAUUCUGCAUUUGGGAGUUUCUUGGGUAUUGUAGUGACUCCUCUGCUGCUACUUCUGUUUUUGGGAUCAUCCUCUUCGGUACCCUUUACCUCUAUAUUCUCCCAGCUAUUCAUGACUGUUGUUGUUCCACUCAUCAUUGGUCAGAUUGUGCGGAGGUACAUCAAGGACUGGCUGGAAAGGAAGAAACCUCCAUUUGGUGCGAUUAGCAGUUGUGUCCUGCUUAUGAUUAUCUACACCACCUUCUGUGAUACCUUCUCUAACCCAAAUAUUGACCUGGACACUUUCAGUUUGGUUGUUAUUGUAUUUAUCAUAUUUUUUAUUCAGCUAGCAUUCAUGCUUUUAACAUUCCUGUUUUCUACUAGUAAAAAAAGUGGUUUUACGCCAGCAGACACAGUGGCAAUAGUAUUUUGUUCAACACAUAAAUCGCUUACCUUGGGUAUUCCGAUGCUGAAGAUUGUGUUUGCGGGAUAUGAACAUCUCUCAUUAAUAUCUGUUCCUUUGUUGAUUUAUCAUCCGGCUCAAAUUCUACUUGGAAGUGUAUUAGUGCCAACGAUAAAAUCUUGGAUGCUUGCCAGACAAAAGGCAUUGAAGUUAACAAGGCAGCCAAAGGUCCCAUUAUAACAGCAAAAGUAAAGCAGUGUAAAUAUGUACUACUGUGUUAUACUGUACAUAUAUACAUCAUACUAAAGACUUAUGUCUGGGAAUGCUUCAAUGCAUAUUUUAUUUUUUUACAUACAACUCUGAAUAUCUAAGUGCCUUACGGAUGCAUUUGGUGAAUACUUAGUUUGAACAGAAGAAGCCAUGUUGAUGUUCUAACUCAUCUUUGUAUUUUUUUAUUUGAAAAAUAAAGAUCCUUUGAGCCUGA
Rana temporaria (common frog) is the source of this 1521-nucleotide messenger RNA. It is a transcript of the gene SLC10A7, whose product is annotated as solute carrier family 10 member 7. NCBI's taxonomy places the organism in Eukaryota, Metazoa, Chordata, Amphibia, Anura, Ranidae. Bases 246 to 1277 code for a protein of 343 amino acids. The record is from RefSeq and is a predicted model, not a curated record. Gene Ontology annotation, cellular component: plasma membrane. The transcript has 12 exons.